Molecule: messenger RNA, 1370 nt
Organism: Menidia menidia (Atlantic silverside)
Lineage: Eukaryota; Metazoa; Chordata; Actinopteri; Atheriniformes; Atherinopsidae
Source: the annotation of a GenBank genome assembly
AUGAAAAGACAGGAGCAUCAGCCAGACAGACCAACAGGGUUCCCGCCAGUGUUGCUCUUUAAUCAGAGGAAAAGAAACAGGGUUCCUCUGACAUCUAUGCCCUGUGAGAAUGAUUUCUUUUCUCACAGUGAAUAUAUGGCAAGCACCAGCUCAUCGACACCUGGCAACAGCUCAGAUUUACAUGGGUAUUACCAAGACUCAGGUGACUCUUCUUGUGCACCUAAAAGCAACCAGUGGAACAGACAAGACACCCAACAGUCUGCUCCACCACACCAGUAUGGCACCAGCAGACCUGCUCCUGGACCCACUCCUGCUAUGAGAUCCUACACACCAGUGCCACAUCCAUACAAAGCAGGACCCAUAAGGCCUAUGGGGGGGCAGCCUGGCAACUCAGUCAGACAACUUGAUUUCAGCUCCAGACCUGACUCCAGACAGAUCAGUUAUCAAAGCCCUUGUGGCAGUGGGAGUGAACAAAGGAAGUCAACUCUCCAAACAAGCUUCCCUCAAAUGGCUCAGCAGUCACCAUACAAGCCACCCGUCUCUACACGUCAAUAUUCCCAGCAGCCCCCCAGACCUCCUCCCUCUACCCAAGCACCACCCAGGAGGCCAUCUGCUCCUGGUGCGCCACCACCCAACAACUCCUGGAAAUUCACUAACACCUCUGAGCUUCAGAAAUCCCCAUUUGAGGGAAAAAAGAUCUCAAACCAGCCCCAAACUAUUCAACCAGCUAAAACUCAGCAGAAACCAGUUUCAGCAAAGCCCGCUUUUGAAAACUCACUGAGGAUCCUGACCGCAGUUAUCAAUGGAAUGAAACACUGGAGCCAGUUUAAAGACAAAGUGCCGUACUUAUUUGAGAUUUUUGGUACUCUGGACUCAGCCGUCACAGUGGGGUCACAUGGAGCCAAGAACUUCCUAAUGAGAGAUGGAAAGGAGACUGUGCAGUGUAUUUAUUAUGAAAACGAGCAGGCCCUGCCCCGUCUGAUCCGCGGUCAGGUCCACCGCUGUGUGGGGAACUAUGACCGGAGCAGGGAUGUCCUGAUGUGUGUGUCGGUCAGACCAGGCCUGCCCUCAGAGGUCAGAAACGCUCAGGAGGCUGUGAAAGCGUGUGAUGCCGAAAUGAGAUCGCUGGUCAAAACUCUCAGUGAAGUCUGAAUGUGAGCGGACGUCUUGACACGUCAGAGCCACAAAAAGAGGAAAUAUAGUUUGGAAGAGUUUCUAUCUGCUUAUUCAAUCUGUUGUUGUAGGUAUUUAAUUUAAUUUAAAAAAGCUGUUUUUAACCUGAAAAGGGAACAAAUAUUUGCUGGUAUGUUGUUUGCAGUUAGUAUCACCUGCAUGAUCCUUCGUCCUUAAGAUGUUAAAAUGUUGUUACU